AUGCAGCUCAACCAGCACCUGGACACCCAUGUUUCUAACCUGGUCAUUGUGCUUAUUUUUGUCCGUUUUUCCACCCACUUGGGAAAGGCAGAGCAGGCAUGCACCGAGCAGCCCCUGAGAACUGUGGCUGAGGCUCACGGCUCCCCCCAGCCCUCCCACCCCUGCCAGGAGCCGGGAGCCGGAAGGCCUGUACGACGGCCGGGGCCGCUCGGGGACCCCGGGUCCCCCGCGGGCCAGCGUCAGGCUGUCAGGGGUGGGGUAGUAGACCAGCUAGCUUUCGCCCGUCUGCUGCGCCCGGCAGGAAAAGCCCCCAGGGGCGAGGUUCCCACCCCCACCACUUCCUGGAUCCCUGGGCUGGGAGGGUGUGCGGGGGUGGAGGUGAGGUCUGCGGGGGUGUGGAGGAGCCCAGGUGCAGCUCUCCGGGCGGCGGGGCGGGGCUGGGGCGGGGCCGGGGCAGGUCGGGUGUUUGCUGAGGCGAAGGGGCGGGCCUUGGCGCCCCGGGAGCUGCCCGGCAACUUUUUCCUGCUCACACCCGGGCGCGGGAGAGAAGACCUCGGGACGGCUCCUGGGGAGUCUCCGGGUCCUUGGGCCCCCGUGCAAACCCAGAGCAGCUCCACUGCCCGGGGCGGCGGGCUCAGGAUGCGGCCAGGACGGACAGGCGGCACACUGCUGCGGCUGGUGUUAGUGCUCAAUCAAGGCAUUUUAAAUUGCUGUGUGGCGUACAAUGUUGGUCUCCCGGAAGCAAAGAUAUUUUCUGGUCCUUCAAGUGAACAGUUUGGCUAUGCAGUGCAGCAGUUCAUAAAUCCAGAAGGCAACUGGUUACUGGUUGGUUCACCAUGGAGUGGCUUUCCUGAGAACCGAAUGGGAGAUGUGUAUAAAUGUCCUGUUGAUCUAUCCACCACUACAUGUGAAAAACUGAAUUUGCAAACUUCCACGAGCAUUUCCAACGUUACUGAGAUGAAAACCAACAUGAGCCUUGGCUUGACACUGACAAGGAACGUGAGAACGGGUGGAUUUCUUACCUGUGGUCCCCUGUGGGCACAGCAGUGCGGAAAUCAGUUUUACACAACCGGGUUAUGCUCUGAUGUCAGUCCCAAUUUUCAGCUCCUGACCAGCUUUUCACCUGCAGUUCAGACCUGCCCUUCCCUCAUAGAUGUUGUGGUUGUAUGUGAUGAAUCAAACAGUAUUUACCCCUGGGAUGCAGUAAAGAACUUUUUGGAAAAAUUUGUGCAAGGCCUGGAUAUAGGCCCCACAAAGACACAGGUGGGUUUAAUUCAAUAUGCCAAUUAUCCAAGAGUGGUGUUUAACCUGAACACUUUUAAAACCAAAGAUGAAAUGAUUAAAGCAACAUCCCAGACAUCCCAGUAUGGUGGAGACCUCACAAAUACAUUCAAAGCAAUUCAGUAUGCAAGAGAUUCUGCUUAUUCAGCAGCUGCUGGUGGACGACCAGGUGCUACCAAAGUCAUGGUGGUUGUAACUGAUGGUGAAUCCCAUGAUGGUUCAAUGUUGAAAGCCGUAAUUGAUCAAUGUAACAAUGACAAUAUACUGAGGUUUGGCAUAGCAGUUCUUGGGUACUUAAACAGAAAUGCCCUUGAUACUAAAAAUUUAAUAAAAGAAAUUAAAGCAAUUGCCAGUAUUCCAACAGAAAGAUACUUUUUCAAUGUUUCUGAUGAAGCAGCUCUACUAGAAAAGGCUGGGACAUUAGGAGAACAAAUUUUCAGCAUUGAAGGUACUGUUCAAGGAGGAGACAACUUCCAAAUGGAAAUGUCACAAGUGGGAUUCAGCGCAGAUUACUCUCCUCAAAAUGAUAUUCUGAUGCUGGGUGCAGUAGGAGCUUAUGACUGGAGUGGGACUGUUGUCCAGCAGACACCUCAUGGACAUUUGAUCUUUCCGAAACAAGCCUUUGACCAAAUUCUGCAAGACAGAAAUCACAGUUCAUAUUUAGGUUACUCUGUGGCUUCAAUUUCUACUGGAAAAAGUGUCCACUUCGUUGCUGGAGCUCCUCGGGCAAAUUAUACCGGCCAGAUAGUGCUGUACAGUGUUAAUGAGAGUGGCAAUAUCACAGUUAUUCAGUCUCACAGAGGUGACCAGAUUGGCUCCUAUUUUGGUAGUGUGCUGUGUGCAGUCGACGUGGACAAAGACACCAUUACAGAUGUGCUCUUGGUAGGUGCGCCAAUGUACAUGAAUGACCUAAAGAAAGAGGAAGGAAGAGUCUACCUGUUUACUAUCACAAAGGGCGUUUUGAAUUGGCACCAAUUUCUGGAAGGCCCCGAGGGUGUUGAAAAUGCUCGGUUUGGUUCAGCGAUUGCAGCUCUUUCAGACAUCAAUAUGGAUGGCUUUAAUGAUGUGAUCGUUGGUUCACCUUUGGAAAAUCAGAACUCUGGAGCUGUGUACAUCUACAAUGGUCGUGAGGGCACCAUUCGCCUGAGGUAUUCCCAGAAAAUCUUGGGGUCUGAUGGCGCCUUUAGGAGCCACCUCCAGUACUUCGGGAGAUCCCUGGAUGGCUAUGGAGAUUUAAAUGGGGAUUCCAUCACUGAUGUGUCUGUUGGUGCCUUUGGACAGGUCAUUCAGCUCUGGUCACAGAGUAUUGCUGAUGUAUCUGUAGUUGCUUCAUUCACACCAGAAAAAAUCACUUUGCUCAACAAGAACGCUGAGAUAAACCUUAAACUCUGUUUCAGCGCCAAGUUUAGACCUGCUAAGCAAAACAAUCAAGUGGCCAUUGUAUAUAACAUCACAAUUGAUGCAGACCAAUAUUCACCCAGAGUAACCUCCAGGGGAUUAUUUAAAGAAAAUAAUGAAAGGUGCUUGCAGAAGACCAUGAUAGUAAGUCAAGCAGAGAGUUGCUCUGAGUACAUCAUCCACAUACAGGAGCCCUCUGAUGUUGUUAGCUCUCUGGAUCUGUGUGUGAACAUCAGUCUGGAAAACCCUGGCACUAACCCUGCCCUUGAAGCCUACUCUGAGACAGUCAAGGUCUUCAGUAUCCCUUUCUAUAAAGAUUGUGGUGAUGAUGGAGUUUGCAUCUCUGAUCUAGUUCUAGAUGUUCAACAGCUGCCAGCAGCUCAACAACAGCCCUUCAUUGUCAGCAACCAAAACAAAAGGUUAACAUUUUCAGUAACACUGAAAAACAAAAAGGAAAGUGCAUACAACAGUGGGAUUGUUGUUGAUUUUUCAGAAAAUCUGUUUUUUGCUUCCUGGUCCAUGCCGGUUGAUGGGACAGAAGUGACAUGCCAGAUUGCUUCAUCUCAGAAGUCUGUUACCUGCAAUGUGGGCUACCCUGCUUUAAAAAGGGAACAACAGGUGACUUUCACUAUUAACUUCGACUUCAAUCUUCAAAACCUUCAGAAUCAGGCCUCUGUCAGUUUCCAAGCCUUAAGUGAAAGCUACGAGGAAAACAAGGCAGAUAAUUCAGUCAACUUCAAACUCUCUCUGCUGUAUGAUGCCGAAAUUCACAUAACAAGAUCUACCAACAUAAAUUUUUAUGAAGUCUCCUCGGAUGGGAAUAUUCCUUCUAUUGUGAACAGUUUUGAAGAUAUUGGUCCAAAAUUCAUCUUCUUCAUUAAGGUAACAACAGGAAGUGUUCCAGUCAGCAUGGCAUCUGUAAUCAUCCAUAUCCCUCAAUACACCAGAGGCAAGAACCCGCUGAUGUACCUGACUGGGGUGCACACGGACCAGGCUGGUGACAUCAGUUGCAAAGCCGAAAUAAAUCCACUGAAAAUAGGACAGACAUCUUCUUCUGUAUCUUUCAAGAGUGAAAAUUUCCACCAUGUAAAAGAACUGAACUGCAGAACCGCUUCAUGUAGUAACAUCACCUGCUGGCUGAAAGACCUUCAGGUGAAAGGAGAAUACUUCCUUAAUGUGUCUACCAGAAUCUGGAACGGGACUUUCGCAGUAUCGACUUUUCAGACAGUACAGCUGACGGCAGCAGCAGAAAUCGACACCUAUAACCCUCAGAUAUAUGCGAUCGAAGAAAACACCGUCACGAUUCCCAUUACCAUAAUGAAACCCCACGAGAAAGCUGAAGUACCAACCGGAGUUAUAGUAGGAAGUGCAAUUGCUGGAAUCCUUUUGUUAUUAGCUCUGGUUGCAGUUUUAUGGAAGCUUGGAUUCUUCAAAAGAAAAUAUGAAAAAAUGACCAAAAAUCCAGAUGAAAUUGAUGAGACCACAGAACUCAACAGCUGA
Molecule: messenger RNA, 4179 nt
Organism: Globicephala melas (long-finned pilot whale)
Lineage: Eukaryota; Metazoa; Chordata; Mammalia; Artiodactyla; Delphinidae
Gene: ITGA2
Product: integrin subunit alpha 2
Biological process (GO): integrin-mediated signaling pathway; cell-matrix adhesion; cell adhesion mediated by integrin
Cellular component (GO): external side of plasma membrane; integrin complex
Molecular function (GO): integrin binding
Source: RefSeq, a predicted model, not a curated record